AUGAUAGCACGACAUAAAGAGUUGAGGGAGAAAAUUAGGCAGUUAACCUCGCUGUAUGAUAUUACAUCGGCCGAAUGCAUCUAUGAGGACCAAGAUCAAGACCCAACAGGAUCGUUGCGGAUCGGGGACAUACGAUUGGCAACCAGGAAGUUAGAAGAUGAUCCCUCCCAAGUACAGGACGAUCUCCUCGAAAUCAAUCUGGGGACAGAUGAAUCGCCUAAACCUAUAUAUAUCAACGCAGGACUGGACGAAGGAUUCAGAAAGCAACUGGUCGCCCUACUCAUUGAGUUCCGCGACUGCUUUGCCUGGUCAUAUGAUGAAAUGUCGGGCCUUGAUCCUGACAUCGCCGAACAUAAGCUUCCAUUAAAGAGCGGGUUUCGGCCAUUUCGGCAACCUCCCCGGCGAAUGUCCAGGGAAGUGGAUACUCUCAUCCAGGAUGAGAUUAAGCGGCUGGAAGAUGCCAAGUUUAUUCGGGAAGCCCAGUACACCGAAUGGCUCUCUAACAUCGUACCAGUGAUGAAGAAAAACGGGAAGCUACGAGUAUGCGUACAUUUUCGGAACCUCAACCUGGCCACACCCAAGGACGAAUACCCGAUGCCUGUGGCCGAUAUGCUGAUAGACAGGGCAGCGGGACACACGAUACUCAGUUUCCUCGAUGCGCACUCUGGAUACAACCAAGUUCCAAUCAGCAAGGAGGACAUCUCCAAAACGGUUUUUAGAUGCCCCGGGCCGAUCGGAGCGUACGAAUGGGUAGUAAUGCCUUUCGGCUUGAAAAACGCGGGGGCAACAUAUCAGAGGGCGAUGAACAAAAUGUUCAGAGGCCUCGACUGCCUUGAGGUCUACAUAGACGAUGUCGUAAUCAAGUCGAAUACCGGCGAAAUUCAUCUGGCCGACCUCCGGCAAGGUUUCGAGCGUAUACGAUGUAAUGGGUUGAAGAUGAACCCUCUGAAAUGCGCAUUCGGCGUUUCGGCUGGAAACUUCUUGGCGGGCCGGCUUCGCAGCUGGAGUGUUUUGCUGAGAGGAAAAGAGACCGAUGAGUGGGUAUGGACGGACGAGCAACAGAGGGUGUUCGACGAUUUGAAAGGUUACUUGGCCAAACCUCCGGUUAUGACUCCUCCAAAGCCGAAUAAGCCUUUGUUGUUAUACCUAUCGGCUGCACACGAAUCCCUAGGAUGUAUGCUCGCCCAAGAGGACGAUGGGGUCGAGAGAGCAGUUUACUAUUUGAGCCGAGGACUGACGGACACAGAAAUUCGUUAUACCGACAUAGAAAAAAUGUGUCUAUGCCUGUACUUCACGUACUGUAAGCUGCGAUACUAUAUGUUGCCGGUCGUAGUGUAUGUUUUGUCCCAGACCGAUAUAAUUAAGUAUAUCUUAUCAAAACCAUACUUGAGGAAUCGGAUUGGAAAAUGGGCGAUUGCAAUGUCCGAAUUCACAUUGGUGUAUGUUCCCCAAAGAGCAGUAAAAGGACAAGUGUUGGCAGACUUCUUGGCCGAUCACCCUGGUAUUACCCUCAAGGAAGAAACAGUCAUGUUCUUCGACAUCGCCGUGUGGAAGAUGUGGUUCGACGGAUCCAGGACAAGCCAGGGGGCAGGCGCGGGAGCAGAAUAUGAGGCCCUCAUAUUCGGUUUUGAGAUUUUAGCCGAGCUAGGGGCAAGGGCGAUCAGUGUAAAAGGAGAUUCUUUGCUAGUCAUUAAACAAGUGACAGGAGAAUUCAAAUGCGAGUCCGAGCUGUUGGUAAGGUAUUGCAACAAGGCGAAACACCUGAUCGAAGGCUUUCAGGAUACGAGGAUAGAAUACACAGAGAGGGCCGAUAACGGCGUUGCAAACGACCUAGCUCAGCACGGUAGUGGUUACAAGCUGGACGUCACCCAAGAUUGGAGGGACGAGCUCCUGAAGUGGUUCGAAAAACCAGACGCCACGAAUAGGAGGUUGAGGACUUUAGCCCUUAAUUACGUGGUCUUAGCCGGCGAAUUAUAUAAGAAGGGCUUCGAAGGGCUACUCUUCAGAUGCAUCGGUCCAAAAGAGGUAAUGCUUGCUAUGGCCGAGGUACACGAAGGUAUAGCGGGCGCCCACCAGGCGGGCCCCAGAAUGAGGUGGCUUAUCCAUAAAUACGGCUUUUAUUGGCCGAAAAUGGAACAAGACUGCAUAAGAUAUGCCAAAGGUUGUGAAGCUUGUCAGAAAUUCGGCCCAAUACAACACGUCCCGGCCGAAGACCUGCACUCCAUCAUCAAGCCAUGGCCAUUCAGAGGAUGGGCGGUCGACCUGAUAGGGAAAGUAUACCCCGGCUCGUCUGAUGGUCAUACUUUUGUGAUUAUCGCCACUUGCUACUUCACCAAGUGGGUCGAAGCUAAACCUUUAAAGUCGCCAACACAAGAAGCAGUGAUCAGGUUCUUCAAAGAAUACAUCGUCCACCGACACGGCUUGCCCGAGUCCAUAACUACAGAUCAAGGGACUAUGUUCACAGGAGGCGAUAUAAGUUGGUGGGCUUCCCAAAUGAAGAUAAAAAUGUUACAUUCAACACCGUACUACUUGCUACUUCACCAAGUGGGUCGAAGCUAA
Molecule: messenger RNA, 2559 nt
Organism: Mercurialis annua (annual mercury)
Lineage: Eukaryota; Viridiplantae; Streptophyta; Magnoliopsida; Malpighiales; Euphorbiaceae
Exons: 4
Coding region: 1-2559 (852 amino acids)
Biological process (GO): DNA integration
Molecular function (GO): nucleic acid binding; RNA-DNA hybrid ribonuclease activity
Source: RefSeq, a predicted model, not a curated record